AUGGGAAAAAUCGACGAAAAUACUCUCGAGGAAGAAAGUAAAUUGCCACUAGCGAGUGACAAGGAGGAUUCAUCCAAAUUUAUACGUGAAGACGUGUUGAAUGCAUUUCGAAAAUACCAAAAUAAAAUCCCUAAAACUCGCAAAGUAUUCACCCCUGCAUAUUGGGGAGUGCUUGAUCUAACUAGAGAAAGUCUAUAUGAAUGUAAAGAAAUUACUGAAAACGACUUACAACAAUUAUCUCAAGAUUUUGCUAAUCAUGUUAAGUGGGAAUGUGAACCUCCCCCAAUAAAUAUCCAGAAUUACUUUGACAGUCAUUGUGAAAAACUCGACAAUAGUGAUGAAAUAAAUAUUUCGACACAAAUGUACAAUUUUUGUAUGUAUCAACUCUGUGGAUGUGUUCUUGAUUAUCUAGUACUUAUAUUUUAA
Molecule: messenger RNA, 426 nt
Organism: Ambispora leptoticha
Lineage: Eukaryota; Fungi; Glomeromycota; Glomeromycetes; Archaeosporales; Ambisporaceae
Source: the annotation of a GenBank genome assembly